CCUCGUGAGUUGAGUCCUUCUUCAGUCUGCAGUUCUCACUCUCUCACCUCCAGAAGUGUUGUUGUUGUUGUUCCUCUCCUCGCACUGCAGAUUGGACAUGAUACCCAAGGCCCGUUUGGGAAAGCGCUCUCCAUUGGGAGCUCUGGUGAGUUCAGUGAGAUCUGACCAUGACAUCCACUCUGCAGUCAGUCAACCGGUUGCCACUGGCGUCAGAGGUCACCAAGGACAGAAGGUGUACUUCCAGUGUGCUGGAAUAGGUGAAGCUGCGGGUGCGAUGGAUCCUUCUGAGUGCUGGGCCUCCUCUCCAGCGCCUUCAAUACCAGAGCCACCACUCAGCAAUGGCUCGGUCUCCUCCUUCAUAGAAGUUCCAAGAAGGAGUCACAGGAGUCCAGAAGAAGUGGAAAUGGAUGAGAUGAUGGCAGCGAUGGUCCUCAGCAGUCUGUCCUGCAGCCCACUGAUGCACAACAAUGUCCAGCCAGAAACAGCUCUGCCGAUGGACUGUGGAGGGGGCGAGCUCUCUGACAGCGGCAGCAGUGGCUAUUGGAGCGUCGGCCGCAGCUGCAGAAGUCCAGCUCCCUCUCCACCAAUGGCAGAGCCGGAACAAGCCGCCCCCCAAGACGAAGGACUGGAGAUGGAGCUGGAGCAGGUGAUGUUCGACCAGCCCACGCCGCGGAAGCGACGGAACUCUGUAAAGGUGGCCUACAGGUGUCUGUGGCCGAGCUGUGGGAAGGUGCUCACCACAGUGGUGGGAAUAAAGCGACACAUCCGCACGAUGCACCUGAGCCGCGGCAGCGAGCACGAGCGCUGCUCCCGCAGCGAGGAAGACUUCUACUACACGGAGAUCAACCAAGUGGAGCCCCCUCAGCUGCCUCCUUCCCCCGCCUCCAUCUCCCCUUCCUCCCCUCCCAGCCCUCCGCCUCCCUCCCCUCCAACACCACCAUGUGCAGGUGAAGACGGGCUGAGUCGAUCAGCACCGACCUCCGGCAGCUUCUGGCAGGUCCAAUCAGAGCACUCCUAUCAGGCUCCCCCUCCAUGCCCAGUGGAGGCAGCCGCUCCGACAGCAGCCCCUUGUCAGUGGGUAACUCCGCCCACUACCUGCAGCAGACAGGGUUUGUCUUUUCGGGUGCGUUCCGUCAGUGUGGGAGAACAGUGGCUGCAGAACCAGAACUCAGCGUGCAGAAGGAUUCGCGGUGAAGCCAAGAAGUGUCGUAAAGUUUACGGCAUUGAGCACAGAGACCAGUGGUGCACAGCCUGUCGCUGGAAAAAAGCCUGCCAGCGGUUCCUCGACUGAACCACAACAGGACUGCAGGGUGAAGGUUCUUCACCCGCUUGGAGUUUUAUACUUUCCCAGACCUUUUUUUUUUUACACUUCAUAUUCCAAGUGUCUCUUAUUUUUAAAUGUGUAUUUCAUAAGCGGUGCUUUUUGAGGAACUAAUUAAGGGCAGCUACCAUGUGAACGUUAACCUUGAAACCAGCCGAGUUUGUGCCACAUUAUUCACACGCACUUGUCCAAAAAGCUGGUUACCAUGGAGACCCGUUCAGGACCUUGUGUUAAAGACCUGUAUUUAAACUUUACUUGCUCAAUCUUCUAUGCGUAUUUACAGCAGUUUAAAAGUACUUAAAAGUCCAGGGUUACAAUCUUGGUACAAUCGUGGUACAAUCUUCUACUAGCAGUGCAUUGCAGGUUCAUUUCUAUCCUAGCAAAGGCUAUUUUUGAUGACAGCUGAAGCACUUUUGGUAAACACUAGAAUCCAGUUUCCUCAUUCAGAUGUUCUGCUCUUUUAAGUUCACUUGACAACACGCAACAGAGCUAAACUGAAUCUAUUUUCCAAAACAAACUGCUUCAUGUUUUGACUUACAGAAAUGUCCUGACAAGGCAAAUGUGAAACUCCGACACUAAACAUAGAACACAUAGGAUAUUAAAUGAGUAACUGCACAACCGUGUUUCACUGAAACAAGGUCUCAAACUCAGUUUAAGUCAUACAUUCCACAACAAACCUAGAUUUUCUCCCCUCAAAUCUAAAGCCAGAUAACCACAAAAAAGUGAAAGACUUUCAGUUGCAGACUAUCAAAAUAUAAUCACCUGCUGUAACAAUAGUCACAAAGAAGAGAGCCACACCUAUUUAAAGCGCUUAAAAUGCCCUUUUCUCUUGUGGAAUCAUCUUCACUAACUCAUCAGUCACAAGUCUGUUUUGCAAAAAUGUAUCAGCACCUGAACUAAAUCAGUAUGUUUGACUUAAUCUGUCAUUUUGGACAACUUCUCCAUUGCUUCUCAGUACUUGCAUCUUUUUUUGUCCGUCAUUCUGGAGCUGCAAUCUGCUCCCGAUCGCUUUGUUUUUAAUAAGAGUUUAGUUAACACCCGUUUCAUUUUCUUUUCACAAAUACGAGAUCAUACUUUUCACAAACCUUCCUAUAAACAUGCAGCUUUUUACUUUACUUUGUCAACUUCAAAAUAACCUUUGUCUUGAUUUUCAUCUCAUUCAAUCCCAAAACACAAGUGGAAAGAGUGAAAUGCAGACUGAAUUAAGGACCUUUUUAUUUUCAAUAACAGGAUUUCCUUCCCCGUGAGUCUGUUUGCUUCUGUUACUUUGAAAGGAAGCUGAAGCCAUUUCUACUAGCCUCUAUGGAACUCAUAUGCAGUAUUGAUUGGUUCAACGGUCAAAGGUUUUACGAAGGAUCGUAAUAUAUGAACACGUUUCUCGGUGUAAAUACUGAAAGCCUGUAUUUUCUUCGCAUUCUUCUCGACAUUAAAUGUCUUUAAAUCAUUCUGUGUUUACUACCAACUUUCUUUGCUGUGAAAACAGACUGUAUUUAUACUCGCAUCGUCCUGUUUUGUCAAGUAAAGUUGCUGAUUAUAGCUUUUUUUUUUAAAAGAAAAAAAAAACAUGCACUCUUUUAUACAAGAUGUGAAUGAUCAUGUUGUUUACAAUAAACAGAUGGAAAGCUAUUUUGUCUGGUGACAGAAUAUUUUAAAG
Molecule: messenger RNA, 2975 nt
Organism: Synchiropus splendidus (mandarinfish)
Lineage: Eukaryota; Metazoa; Chordata; Actinopteri; Syngnathiformes; Callionymidae
Gene: znf395a
Product: zinc finger protein 395a
Exons: 9
Coding region: 98-1291 (397 amino acids)
Biological process (GO): regulation of transcription by RNA polymerase II
Cellular component (GO): nucleus
Molecular function (GO): DNA-binding transcription factor activity; RNA polymerase II cis-regulatory region sequence-specific DNA binding
Source: RefSeq, a predicted model, not a curated record